Messenger RNA from Lampris incognitus (smalleye Pacific opah), 1552 nucleotides. RefSeq names its product peptidoglycan recognition protein 6 (gene pglyrp6). The record is from RefSeq and is a predicted model, not a curated record. The transcript is spliced from 5 exons. Lineage: Eukaryota; Metazoa; Chordata; Actinopteri; Lampriformes; Lampridae. Bases 35 to 1465 code for a protein of 476 amino acids. Gene Ontology annotation, biological process: defense response to Gram-positive bacterium; peptidoglycan catabolic process; detection of bacterium. Gene Ontology annotation, molecular function: peptidoglycan immune receptor activity; zinc ion binding; N-acetylmuramoyl-L-alanine amidase activity.
UCGAGGCUCAAGGUAUUGAGGGCUCAGUGUGGAUAUGGGCUACAGCAUGGGAAGUCAGUGGAGAUGGUCUGCAGCCCUUCUUCUGGUCAUGGCCAGUACUUGCAUCAAAGGUUUGGCUCCCUGGCACAUGAAUGAUUUUAUCAAGGCCGUAGAGCAGGUGGAGCACGGGAGCCCUGAGCUGCAACCAGUAGCUCUGCUGAGAAGCCUGCGCAAGGCAUCUGGCUUAAAUGAUGUUGUCAUUCAGCACUUCCUUGGUAAGAGCAACUCUGAUGGGGCUGCAUUGGAUUCCGGUCUUUCAGGCUACUUCAGCAAAGCCCUACAACACAGGGUGACUGAAGACGGCGAAGAGGAAGGGGUGGUUCUUAUUUCAGAUGGCACCACUGUUGCUCUCAAACCUCUCCUCCUGGGAAUUGAAGCUGGUUUCCUCUCCAAGACCAGGGAGCGUGUUCGGGGUCUUUACCAACUCACUCUGGCCCUUGACCUAGGCCUCUCUUUCAAGCAUUUCCACCGCUCUCACCUCUCCCAACGUCUGGGUGCUGAUGGUUGCUGGGACAGUGUAACCUCACCUAGGGUCUUCACCCUCUCCAACACUCCUGCACAUGUCACUACUGCUUUGAUCAAUGGAGGCAUGGACGGCGUGAUUCUCGGGACGGAGGUCUCCACCCCAUCAAGAAGGCCUCUCAAGCUGAGCAGUCUGCUGAGAACGUACUACUGCCACCAGCUGGAGAGAGAUGGACUGGACAAGGCUCCACGGCUCAUCAGCCGGCGUCGCAGGCAGAACUUCAUAGAGUUGGUCAAGCCUUCUCUCCUGGCCAGACAGGUGGAGAGAUCCUUGGACCUGCAUCGGAAACUCAAGAAGCACCCCAAGAUGGCAGUGAAAGAGAAGGAGGAACUGAUGGCUGUGGUGAAUGAGGGAGUGAAAGAGUUUGUCUCCAAGUAUAUGGAUUGUCCAGCCAUCAUUCCACGCUGCAUGUGGGGUGCAAGGCCGUACAAAGGGACGCCGACGCUCCUGUCGCUCCCUCUCUCCUUUCUGUAUAUUCACCACACCUCUACACCAAGCCAGCCCUGUCUGACUUUCCAGCAGUGUUCUGCAGACAUGAGGUCAAUGCAGCGGUUCCACCAGGACGACAGAGGCUGGAAUGAUAUAGGAUACAGCUUUGUUGCCGGCUCUGAUGGGAAUAUAUAUGAAGGCCGUGGUUGGCACUGGCGAGGGGCCCACACCUAUGGACACAACUCCAAAGGCUACGGGGUCGCCUUCAUUGGUGACUACUCCACCCAGCUGCCCUCCAAUCACUCAAUGGAGCUGGUAAGAGACUGCCUGGCAUCCUGCGCCGUCGGUGGCGGGCGACUGACGUCCAACUUCAUAUUACAAGGGCACAGACAAGUGGUCAAUACUGCCUGCCCUGGGGAUGCUCUCUACAAGGAAAUCACAGGAUGGAAACACUUUGGGGAGGUCAAAGGAUGACAACACCACCUUGGGACAAGAGGAGGAGGCUUGGACAAACAAAACAGCCCUCACUCCAGUGCAAAAUAAACAUUUUCCUUAAGUGUU